Molecule: messenger RNA, 1767 nt
Organism: Prorocentrum cordatum
Lineage: Eukaryota; Dinophyceae; Prorocentrales; Prorocentraceae
Source: the annotation of a GenBank genome assembly
CCUGCCAAUCUGAAGUGUCCCAUGCGGAGCGAUUGCGGUUUGAGCGGGUCCAAGUCGGAGUGAUUUCCCAGCCCUUUCUCUGCGGGGCGGAAUGAUUAUCACACCGCUGUAGAUAUACACUAUUAUGCUAGAGCCACGCGCGCCCUUCGCGCGCUUAAGUCCUACCCAGGCACAGGCACCGGAUGCGUCGCGAAGCGAAUGAGGUGGGGAGAGGUUGCAGGAAAAGCGGUGGAUAACUAACUGGUGACUCACUGAGGACUGCCAGGCAUAUAAUCCACCCACUGGCCCUCGUAGCCAUCGGCCCUCUCGAUGAGAUGGAGCAACAGCAGCAUGAUGACGAAAAGCUCGCGGCCAGAGCGAGAAUGGUUAGGCGGAGAAGUCCCCCUCGAACCUCCUCACAAGAGGCCUCCAAAAGGCCCGAAAGAAGCUUCCACCAGGGCCCACAACGUCUGGUCCGCACGUGCUCCGGACGUGCACCCCGCGAAGCGAGAGGAAUUUUAUUAAAGAGUAAGGGUCACUAGUUGAAAUUUCGCUGGCCAUGCCCUUCAAUUCAACAAACAUGUCCACAAUCACAGGGUCAGGCAACGCAUAGAAGGCGUACGCGCCGACAAUACUGGUGAGGCUGAGGUCCCUGUCUCGUGCUGCGCGGAUGAGAUCUGGGAUAUGCGGCGCAAGGGUCCGGAAUAUUUCGUCCGUCUGGAGAUUCCGCUCAAUCAUGCUCAGGCCGAACACAAUUUCGCCCAACGGAUUGACUUGUUUGUCCUUUAUCAGAUCCGGCAGGGCUUCCAGCACCGCAAGGGUUGCGUGCUCGCGAAGGAGGGCAUGCUCGCCUGCGGAAAGGCCAGCGGAGACAACGCCGUCUAGGCGUCCCAGACUAUAGAUCACAUUGCCCAGAUAGUGUCCCCUCUCGGUCCAAACACUACGACUGUCUGGCGGUUCUUGAAACUGCUGCUCGACUUCCAGCCUGGAAUGUCCUCCAUCACCAUGAAGAGCAGAUUUUUCCAUGCAUUCGUCUGCCCCGCCUGACUCGAAGCCUCGAAAUUAACUUUUGAAAGCCGAAGCAGGAUCGAUGCCCGGUGUAACAUAUCGGUGUCCUCAUGCUCGAAGAGGCUGAAGAGCUCGUCACUCGUCAUUGCGGCUUGGAUGUUCUUCAUCAGACUCGAGGGGGACAUGCAGAAGCAACGCACAUCUCGAGCAUACCUCCGCUCCCUCAGAAAGCAUCGCGGCCAGGCACCAUGACCACGAACUGGGUCGAGGGUUCUCCCCUGCGGGCGACUCGCCGCCCUGCCCGCAGAAGCAGAGCUGCACAGGAACAGUGCUCCGUGGCUGCACACAGCAGCUGCGAUGGCAGUGCAAAAGCAUGUCAAUGUUCCACCAGCACGCCGUCCACGGUGCAAAACCAUUCGCGCGACAAGCAGGACGCCAACUGAGAAGAGCAAGCCUGGCCCGUGCAUGUCUCGACACCUGAAACCAAACCGGCUUGGGCCAGCGCCGCUUGAGCCAAAACGGCUACGGACGGAAGAGGACAUGGAGCAGACUGAGAAGCAGCAGUGCUGGGAGAAGGAGGAGGGAUGGGAGAACAACAGAGGCUGAGGGGCCCCGGACCGAUGCGGCUUGGUUCUUGCCUGCCUGCCACCCUCCUGGCGCCGUGCCGCGCGAAAGCGGCGCUGGCCCAGGUCGCGCACGCAUCUUCGCGCACCUCGCCCCGCGAGGCGCGGCGCGAGGGCAUCUCCGCGCCGCCCACGCCGCUCCCUCGGAGAAGGCCGG